GAGCAUUUCGUUGUAAGUGACUUUAAUUUGCCCCAGGUGUCCAUGCUUUGAGUUAAUCAUGUUCUUUAUUUAAAGGCCUGGGUGACUGAGCACUUCGCGUAGUAUUAUAUCAUGUCUUUAGUGGAUUCUGGUUAUUAUCGUUUGUUUUCCAUGCCGCGAAUGUUCUCGUUUCCCGGUGAAGACCGCGUUUACUUGAAUCAUGAUGACUACGAUGAGCUCAUGUUUUUCCUGGAGGACAGUGAUUAUGACCACGAGUCAGACUUUAUCGAGGAGCAGCACCUUGAACAUUUGGGAUUAACAGCAGAUGAAAAAAAGGAUGCAGAGGAGACAACUGGAAAUAGCUCUGUGCAGUACUUGUGAAGCUCCUAUAGCUUGGAGUAUUGAUCUGUCUAUUAAUUUUGGUGCUGUUCUUUUGAGAGAUUCAAUGAAAUGUAAGGGUCGUAUCAUAACACCAGAAACAUUGAAGUUCAAGUAAUGAGGCAUAUUCAGCAGAACCAGUAGCUUUAUAUUCCAAUGGCUUGUGAUUAUAGUGCUGAAUUUGUCAACAUCUUGGCAAGCAAAGGAAUGGUACUACUGACAUGAUGAAUAUAAAAUAUUAUGCCUAGAUCUCAUCUUUUGGACAAUUUAAACAUAAUUGAGCCAGUGCUCCAUUCCACUGUGCUAGGUGUAUCUGAAAGAGAUGUACUGUUGUCAAUGUGCUAUAAAAUAUAUCCUAACUGUUUUCUCACCCAAGUGGGCUCUUUGGCCAGGAUGUGCACUAAAGUAAGGCAUCUUGGAGUAACUUUUUCUGUUAGUAGUUGCAGGGCUGAAAGGUCUGCCUGUGUUUCUGCUCAGUGGUGUUUUAGUGAGUCCAACUUUGAGGAACCAGUCCUAGAUCCAAAUGCAGAUCUGUAUCCUGGGACCAUGGAAAAAGUUUCUUGUAAAUUUAAAAUCUCAGGCCUGUACUUUUCGUUGCACCCUCAUCCAAUCAGACAUUUCUUUGGGAGGCCUUCGGAGGUAUUGAAUUUAAGUGGCGCACAAAUACACACCCACACGUACACUGACUGACUCUUCUUACAUGUGGAACAUAUUGCAAGCAGAUCUGUACUUUGUACCUCUUAGAACCUGUGCCAUUAAGUCAGACAAAAGAGAAGAUACAAGUAGUAAUACCACUUUGCACAAUGGUUGAGAUUAAGGAGUAUUUUAUUCUUGAAUAUAGUUUUCAUAUUGACUGCUAUGCACCCAUUUAUUUUGAUAGCUUUUUUUCUCCAAAUUUGGUUUACUAUUGGAACUGUGUUUAAUUGGGCACUUGUUUGCAUUCAAUUUCUUUAGUGCCUGUACUGUUUAAAAAAAAAAAAAAAAAAAAAUCCUUAAAUAUUUUUUUUUUGUCAAUGCAAUGUCGUUUGGUUGAUAUUUCUUGAUUUGCUAGGUAAUUGUAUUGAACUUUAGUCAUUUGUCAGCAUAUGAUAGUGUAGGUGUUCAGAAUAAUGUGGUAAGAUAAAUCUCCAUGUUGUAGAAAAAUAAUUCAAAUCAGAAUUUUGUGAAAUCGUUUUCAAAAAUAGCUAGUUAAAUAUGCAGUUAUUACCACUGUUUGGGUAAUUUUUAUGUUGGGUUAUUUAAUUUAGUCUGUAUUUUUUGCAGCAAUGUAGUUUGUUGUGACCUGCAAUACAGCCAGUUUUUUCCCCCUCACUGUGCUCUAAGACCACAGCAGACACCUAACUCCUUUCUCUUAGAAUUGCCAGGUAUGAAUGACCCUGACACAGCAGGACAGCCAGCAGUCCUCACAACGAGCUGAAUUUCAACUAUAAUAUUCAGUUCACUUCACAGAUUCCUGAACAUGUCAGCUGACUUGAGCUACAUGGUUGUUUGUUUACUGUCUUGCGUAAGCCGGGUUUGUUUUUAUCCUCAUACAUCUGACAAACUUAAAGUUAAGUGGGAGUUUAUUUCCAUAUCCUUCCAAAUUUUACAUUUUUCAUGUAGUGUCGACAGAUAUAACAGGGUGCACAGUAACUUGAAGGACGUGAAAAACCCUUAUAAACACUGAUCAAAUGAAUCCCAAUAAGGAAAAAAAACUCUAUAGUUUAGAGAGGACUUGUAGUAAAAUUUAUAAAAUUAUUUAUUGGGUAGACUGCAUAAUGUUUGACAUUUGAAAAGUGUUACUUAUUUUAAGAAGACUUUUAGAAAUUAUAUUGUUUAACAUAUUACAUAUUAAAUACCAUGAUCUGUACUGGGGACACAAAAGUCACUGAAUUGUAAGACUGACUACUUAAAUGUAGCAGUGUAUGUGCAAUAUAAAUAAAAGUACACAUGAACAAAGGACAGUCAAGUAAAUUAGCAGCUACAGUCUAGUCAAGUCAAGUGGGUUUUUAUUGUCAUUCCUCUAUAAAACUUGUAUACAUUGGAAUGAAAUGCUGUUUCUCCAGGACCAUAAUCUCAAGACUACAUAACGUGCAAAUACACAAGAGUGUGAGGCGAGUGCAGGACAAACAACAGAACAAAGAACAGAACAAUGAAUACACAGGAUAAUAAAUACACAGAACAUGGGCUGUAAACUGCAAAUUAUUUGGUAGUGUAGCAUCAAUAAGUAUAUCUGUAGAAGCAAUAAGUGUAGCAUUCCAUAAAGUGUCUGUUGCAGCUUUGUAAAGUGCGGUGUGCAUGUGGUGUUGAGUCCUACUCAGUUAGGUGUUUGACUAGCCCAGAUAAGUGUUGAGAGGCAGCAGGGUGUUGAGUAAUCUGAUUGUCUCAGGGAAGAAACUAUUGCAGAGUCUGCUGGUGAUGGCAUGGAUGCUCCUGUACCUUCUGCCAGAUGGCAGGAGGCAUGAAGAGUCCAUGGGAUGAGUUAGAGGGGUCGUCCAUUAUGCUGGUGCAAUGGUCUAGAACCAUGGUUUUCAAAGAGGGUUUUUGGGACUGAUAUGGGCCUACAGUAUGAGGCAUACUGUAGACAAGGGGACCUUGAUUUUAUUUAUUUAUUUUAUUACUCACAUCCCACUGUUAUUAAUGUUAUAUUUAUUAUUAAAUUCUUUUACUGGACAAAUGAACUUAAGUGGGUUUAUUCCAAAUCUCAGCAACUCAAAAGGCCUAUAAUGUCAACUGAAUCUAAUGACAAUUUUAAUAAAAUAUGUCAGUGAUAAAUGCCCAAUAUAGGCCUAUCAUUCUACACAUGCUAAAUAUUGCACAUUUACAAUAUUUACACAAUAUUACACAUUUAGGCUACAAUAGGCCUACACGUUUUAGUAGAAAGCCUAAUAUUUUAAAAUUUAUCGGUUUAACCAAUCCAUUUAAAUAGAAUAUGUUAAUAAAAAGAAGUCUAUGCUGAGGCAGUCCAUGGAUUUUUUAAAGGAUCCCUGGCCGCAAAAAACCCUGGACUAGAUUUUGCAUAUACAAAAUUAUUAAGCGUCUAUCCCUCUUUGGAAAUUACCCUAUGAUAUGAACAGGAACAUAUAUAUUUUUACGAUACAAACGGGACGUUUUGAGGAAAUGUUUGAGAAUUUACAGCAGCGCAUUGCACACGCGCGCAAGACCCCCACCCCUUCCUCUCACUAAGUGUGUCGCGUUGCUCUGUUGCUAAGACAGGGACGCGGUUUUGCACGCGCCUCGCCCUUUGUCACAAGUUAACCUAUUGUCCAAUCGCUGCAGGCCGCUGUAAGCUUCAGCAAAUCAGAUCGCAUGUUGUUGGAACGCGGACGGGCUUGUUGUCAUGGCAACCACCAAGCUUUGAGUGUUGUGAGAAACGUGUACAUGUUGAAUACGGGUUUCCUCGUCAAGAACAGGUGAUUUCAUGAUGCUGACCUCUAAAAUUCAAGUUUCCCACUCAGCUUUGCAAAGCUUGCCUCUGAAGAUGCCAGAAGGAGUCAAGACUAAAGUAGCACCGAGAAAUCCUAAGCUGGUUAAGCGGGAGGACAAAGCCCGAAAGCUGUCUCCAUCUGUAUAUGCACAUGAAAUGUCUCAGACCACAGAGGAGAGAUUAACGAACACAUAUAAGAUGUACCCAGCUUGCAUUCUGGAGCUUUUAGACAUGAGUGAGACCACACACCACAAGUUUUCUGCUGUAGAUGUGGAUCAGCCUUUUUUCCAGCCUUACCCAUCUGAGAUUGUGUUUCAGAACUACCUGCCAUCUGAGAUGUACGAAGUGCUGCUGGUGUUACGCAAUAAUGAUAAGAUUCCUCGACUGGUGAAGGUGGUUGAAGAUGACUCCCUGUAUUUCAAAGUGGUGAGCCCGGUAGAUGUAUGCAACAAAGUGGCCCCAGGCAUGACAUCCACUUUUACUGUACUAUUCACCCCACAGGAGAACAAGGACUAUAUCCACCGGGUAAUCUUUAUGACUGAGAGGGAGAAGUUUGAGGUGCCCAUCCGGGCAAUAGGGCCACGUGCCAUCCUAGACUUUCCAGAUGAGCUGCAUUUUUCUCUGUGUCCUGUCAAGUGUUUAUCUCAGAAAACUCUCCUGGUACGCAAUAUUGGAAAAGGCGAGGCCAAAUUUCAGCUCAGCACACAGAACCCAUUUUCUGUAGAACCUUCAGUAGGGACCCUUAGUAUUGGGGAGAGCAUGCAGGUGACUAUUGAUUUUCUACCCAGAACUACAGGAGACCACAGCCAACAAUUGCUUCUGCACUAUCACACAGGAGAAGACAUUUACAUCAGUUUGUAUGGAGCCUCCACAGAUAUCAACGUGAGGCUGGAUAAAAACUCACUGUGGGUGGAGAAGACCUAUAUCACCAUGGCUAACCAGCGCACAGUGGCUAUCCUGAACAGAAGUGACUCCAUAGUGCAUUUCCAGUGGAAGAGUUUUGCCACUGAGGAGGAGGAGGAACAGUAUAGACUAAGGCUCAUUUCUGAGCUGCAGCAGGAGGAGGAUGAUGAGAUGGACCAGUUUUUAACAGAGUGUGGCGCUGACCCCAUUGUCCGAGACCACCUCUCAGUGCUCUCACGUACCUUCCAGCACAGAUGCAAGCAGCUUCAUCAGGACAGUCUGCCUUUCAGUGACCAACACAUCAUCAUAGAGCCACAGGAGGGGGACAUCUGGCCAAACCGCACAGCAGAAAUUAGCAUCAUCUUCAAACCCCAAGAAGCCAAACUUUACCAACACACCAUAUUCUGUGAUGUCACUGGCAGAGAGUCUCGUUUGCCAUUGCGUAUAAAGGGAGAAAGCAUGGGGCCCAAACUGCAGUUUAACGUUGAUCUGCUGGACAUUGGCAACAUUUUUGUUGGAUCCAAGCACAGCUAUGAGGUGCCUGUGAGCAAUAAGGGACUUAUAGAUGCCCCCUAUAGGCUCAUGCCUCCCACUACAGCCAUGGGUCUGUGCUUUUCCUUCAGCCCUCCUGAGGGCAUGGUGCCGCCUGGGGCCUGCCAUGUUCUGGAGGUCCGCUUCUCUUCUGACAAACUGGGCACAUUCUCAGAGGAGUUUUAUUUUACUGUUUCGGGGAAUCCCCAGCCUCUCAUCCUCACAUUCAGGGGGUGUGUAAUGGGCCCGACGUUUCAUUUUAACAUUCCUGUGCUCGACUUUGGAGAUGUAUCCUUUGGCUUUCCUCACACACUGACCUGCUCACUUAGCAAUACCUCAUUGGUAUCUAUGAGUUUUGGCCUGCGGAUCCCUGGAGAUGGGAUGGGGAGGGACAGUGUGACCAGUACAGAGCAGGUAACAGAGCUGGACAGGAAUGACUGGAAGCCAGGAGACAGGGCAUCUGAGAGGCCUCAAGAAUUCAGGGUGACACCCAGUUCAGGCAACAUCCGGGCUCAGAGCCAAAUGGACAUCAAGGUGACCUUGUGCUCCAAUACAGUGCAGCAAUACAGUCUGGCACUGGUGGUGGAUGUGCAUGGAGUUGGGGAGGAGGUGUUAGCGCUCCCAAUUAAGGCUAGUUGUGUUAUUCCAGAAGUGCACCUGGAGAGUUCCAUGCUUCAGUUCCAGCACUGCUUCCUGGGUUAUCCCUAUGAGCAGACCAUCAGGCUGAUUAAUGACACAAACCUCCCUGCAUGCUAUGGCCUACUAGCCCAGGAGUAUGAGGAGAACCCGUCUCUACUAUACUCUACUGCUCAUCCACGAGGAGUGAUCCAACCAUACAGUACUGAGCAGAUUCCUCUUGUUCUUCAGGCUAAAACAGUGGGCCAAGUGCAACUCACUGCUCUCAUUGCAAUUUUAGGCCAACAGGAUCCUCCACUGGAGUUGCUCCUGUCCUGCAUUGGGCAGGGUCCAAUUGUCUCCCUUUCUGCCACUGAACUACACUUUGGCACCAUCCCAGUGCUCACUGACAUCCCAAGGACGCUGCAGUUGUUCAACCAUUCCCCCAUUCCGGCCCAGUUCUUGGCACAAAUGGCUAAGAGUAACUCUCACUGGAGGGUGGAGCCAGCAGAAGGAGAGAUCCCCCCAGAGGGGCAGCUAGAACUGACACUGGUUGCCCGUCUAGAUGAUACUCUCCCCUUCCAGGACAAAUUGCAGUUGGCCAUCCGUAGCAGCCAAACCUGCACAGUACCCUUGUGGGCAACAGGGAAGGGUACCACCAUCGUAACUGAUCGGCCCUUUGCUCCUCAUCUGGACCUUGGAACCCACUUUAGCUCAGGUCCAUGCCAGUAUCACUUUAGGAUCACCAACAGAGGUCAGCGAUUUCACAGGCUUUUCUGGACCACUGAAGGCUUUCCUCACUUCCGCCGCAUAGGCCCACCAUCCGCAAAAUACCAACCACUCACUAUCUCCAGGGAAGGCAAAGCCAGGAGUCCACAGGCACCUUCAACUUUGGGUUCCCCUGUUUUCUCCCUGACACCCACAAGGUUGGAGCUUGGUCCAGGUCACUCCGUCGACAUGCUGCUGGAAGGCUCCUGUGAUAUGCCCAAAGUGGUAAGAGAAAGGCUGGUAUGCCAUGCCAUCGUCGGGAAUCAGAAUGGGAAGGAGCGUAUCAUGACAGUGGAUAUCACAUGCCAAUUCAUUGCCCCAGUCUUGAAUAUCUCCCCUCAGCAGCUCAACUUCUGUGUAGAAAAGGUUCCAGGUAUGCCCCUUGUGCCUCUGUAUGAGAGGCUCUAUCUGAAGAAUGUCUCCACAUUGGCGCUCUCUCUGGAGCUCAUCCUGGCUGAGCCAUUUGGGCUCUGUGACUGUACCAGUGAUGACUCAUUCACCUCCUCAAAGAGUCUGGUGAUGGGUAUUGGUGCUGAAGCAGAGCUGUGGGUGCGUUUCGACCCUUCGUACCAGCUGGAUUCUGUGAGCCGUGUGGCUGAGGAAGUGCUGUUGGUGAGCUACAGUGGGCACCCACAGCGGGACACCGUGGCUCUGCGAGGAGAGGUACACUUUCCCAACCUGCACUUCUCCAGCCAUGUGUUGGACUUCGGCUGCAUCCCCAACUGUACAGAAGUCCAGCAGCAGCUUACCAUGACAAAUUCCAGCCCACUCCCCGUCAACUACCGCUGGGCUUUUCUGCUGGACCAACAAUAUUACCACAUAAGGCAGAGUAGGAUCUUUAAACCUCAGCAAGAAGAAGAGGGAGUCAGUAAGAAGAUAAACUCAAUUUCUGGUACUAAAAAGGGAAGAAGAUUAAAAGAGCAACUGUCAACUUCUGGGCUGAACAUUCUUGGACCAGAGGGGCCACUUACACGCAGCUCUACUCCACAGGGACAGAACAGUAGAGCAUCUACAGCACGGAAACCCAUAGGGAUAGCGCUGGAAUGCAGCACUGCCAGUCUGACAGAUAAAGAGACCCAAAGUAUAUGUGUGGAGGAGAUAUUUGGCAUUAUGCCAAUUUAUGGGGUUCUGCAGCCUGGUGAGAUUCAGCAGGUGAUGUUCUCAUUCUUUGGCCAUGCUGACAUCAGUGCUCAAGUGCUGGCAGUGUGCAUGGUGGAGGAAGGCCCAACAUAUGAGAUUGCCCUCAAAGGAGAGGCUUCACUGAUCACCUACACCUUGGAAACAACUGACAUCAACUUUGGUCCUCUGUUAUUUGACCAUGUGGCAGAAGCAGAGAUCAUUCUGAGAAACACAGGAAAGGUGGGCUUUGACUUCAGUUUUAUGCUGGAAGAUCAGCAUGUGUCCCCUAAAGACAUCUUACCUGGACAACCACUUGUUAUUCCCAGCAGGGGCCACGUAAGGGCGAAUGAGGAGAUGAGAGCUUCUGUGUUCUACCUUCCUGGAAUCCCAGAGGUUUUUAAGAAGACGUUCCAACUACAGGUGGCCUCCUUUGAGCCAGAAAGUAUUGUGAUAAGGGGAGAGGGCAUCUUUCCUAGAGUGUGCCUGGACCUGCCCAGAGACCUAAAAAAAAUAUGCCUUGGGCCUGGGAAUGCCUGGGAAUCCCCCAGAAGGAGCUGGACUCUGUAGCUGGGGAUAGGGAGGUCUGGUCUGUCCUACUUAGUAUGCUGCUACCGCAACCCUUACUAGGACAAACGAUGUAGAAAAUGGAUGGAUGGACCACUCUUUUUUAGCCACUGCACUUGUUUAUGUCCGUUUAUUGGUGUCAACUUAUUGUAAUCCUCAGGAACCUCUGUGCCCACAGCAAAUAUUUCAAAUAAGCAGAGCUCCUGGUGUGUGGCAUGGUUGCCUAACAUAUCCUCCUCACAGUUCCAGGGUCCUCCAUUUGAUCAUAAGCUUGUGUUAUUGUCCACAAAGAGUUUGGCAUGUUUUAUCUGCAUCUAUGUGGGUUUCCUCCAGGUUCUCUGGUUUCUUCAUUCCUCCCUAACACCUACUGGUAGGCUACUUUUUUUUUUUUUUUCAAUCCUGCCCACUUGAACUGGACAUUCUUGACCAGUCCCACCUGCUAUCUCAAAAUGUUUGACCUAUUAUGACAUAUUAUUAUUUGCACA
Molecule: messenger RNA, 8748 nt
Organism: Ictalurus punctatus (channel catfish)
Lineage: Eukaryota; Metazoa; Chordata; Actinopteri; Siluriformes; Ictaluridae
Product: hydrocephalus-inducing protein homolog
Exons: 29
Coding region: 3758-8266 (1502 amino acids)
Biological process (GO): axonemal central apparatus assembly; cilium movement
Cellular component (GO): axoneme
Source: RefSeq, a predicted model, not a curated record